This is a messenger RNA of Fusarium fujikuroi IMI 58289, 1935 nucleotides long. RefSeq names its product related to taurine catabolism dioxygenase. The record is from RefSeq and is a predicted model, not a curated record. The coding region runs from base 1 to 1935 and encodes 644 amino acids. The transcript is spliced from 4 exons. Gene Ontology annotation, molecular function: oxidoreductase activity. NCBI's taxonomy places the organism in Eukaryota, Fungi, Ascomycota, Sordariomycetes, Hypocreales, Nectriaceae.
AUGGCUGUAUCCAGUCUUCGUCCCGUGAUCCCUUUCCCUUUUGGGACUGCUGUUCACAAUGUCUCUGCUGAACCAUUGACUACUGGUGUCGAUAGGGCGGCUCUUGAGACAUCAAGCAAAAUUCUCGAUAUCAUCGGGAGAUAUCGCAUGAAACAAGACGACAACCUCUACUCACAUUCCGAUGAGUCAACUCUCAAAUUCAUCGCCCUCAUCUACACACAUGUAAAGGCCGGCAAACCGGUCCCUAUGUGCCUACCGGCUUUCCCUUUCAAGUCGCCAAAUUCAACAUCGAAGACAUUGGGAAAACUUCCUGAUAAGGGUGAAGAAAUUGCCCUUGCUCAUCUGAACGGACUCUGCAGCGCUAUUGGCGAUGUAUAUGCGCCAGGGGCUAGACUUACUAUCAUUUCUGAUGGAUUAGUAUAUAAUGACCUUCUUGGUGUCCCAGAUAGAGAUGUCUGGGCCUACGGCGAGACUCUCCGCUCCAUGGCAGCAGAGAAAGAAUUCCACAAUAUCUCCUUCGCGCGUCUUCGCGAUCUUGUUGAGAUCGAUCUACCGAAGGACCUUGAGGAGAUGACCUAUGUUGGCAACGCAUCAAACUUUCGACGCGCACUUCUCAACACCUUCAGCAAGCCCGGAUGGAGUUGGGAUGACGUACGCCAAUCAGACGAUCAGUGCAUGACUUAUCGCGGAUAUAUCAAGUUUCUUCAGACAGACUUGGAAACGGUUUACCCAGUUGAUGAGAAUCGCAGCAAGUCAAAGUACAAGAGAGGCAUUGAGUAUAUCGCGAAGCAGAUGAUGGCUCGCGGAGAUGCCUUCGCAAAUGCUGUUCGACAAAAGUACUCUGAUCAUGUUCGCCUAUCAAUCCACCCCUCCACCGGCGCUGUCAAGCUUUCUAUCAGCCUAUUGCCAACCGAGCAACUGUACACCACGCCCUGGCAUUGCAGCGUGGCUUACAGACUGGACGGUACUAUCAGAACCGGCAUGCGAUCUGAGUUCGACAAGGACGCAAGUCUCGAACUAGUCUACGACAACGGACGGCCUUCGCAUUACCGAGAGAAGUCACCAUUGCUGUCAUGGGCCGAGGACAAGGGCGGCAUCGUGGUCGAUCCUAUGUAUCCCGCUGGUCUGAUCAUUCGUCCUGCCAAUGGAGCUGGCUCCCUGGCGCUCGACGAUAUCGACACGAAGAAAGUUCGCGCCUUGUCAGAGAUCAACUCACCUGUUGUCCUCAAGGGUUUUGUCAAGAAGCCCAAUCGCGACCGCUUCAUUGACUUCAGCCACCGUUUUGGAACCCCGCUACCCUGGAAGUUUGGGCUUUUGCUUGAAGUCAAGGAUCGAGGUCAGGAUGCUCGAGGCCUGAACAAUGUGCUCUCGGCAGAGCCUAUGCCGUUCCAUUAUGAUGGUUUGUUCAAAGUCGUCAAGCAGACCGAUGAGAAUGGGAAUGAGAAGACAGUUUCAACUCCUCCCCAGUUCCAACUAUUCCAAGGCGCAACCUCCUCACCAAGAGAUACCGGCUUCACUCUUUUCUCUUCUUCAACCCUGUUCUUCAAGUAUCUCCCAUCGUGGCUCAAGAAGGACAUCUCCCAGCUCACCUGGAGUGUAUCAACAUCAGCAUUCGACAACACCGUCCUGAGAGGUCUACCUCUAGCUAUUGACCAUCCUACGACUGGCAAGCCAUGCCUUCGAUACCACGAGCCUUGGCCCCAGUCCAAGACGCGAUUCGAUGCUUCUGAUGUUACGAUUGAUGGACUCGAGGCUACUGAGAGUGCUGCUGUCUGCGAAACUAUUGACUCGGUUCUUUAUGAUCGCCGCGUUGCCCUGUACUAUGCCUGGGAUAAGGGCGAUAUUUUGGUUAGCGAUAACAUCUUGAUGAUGCAUACCAGGAGUGAUUUCACUGCGGGCGUUGAUCGUGAGCUGUGGCGAAUUCACUUUGACUAG